AAGUGAACAAAAUUGAGAAUGAAUGAAUGAAAACAGGUAAUAGUUUGAUUAUUACCAAUAAGAAAUAAAAUUAUACGAAAUGGACGCAUUCGGAGAUUCUGGAGAAUUGUAUAAUAUAAGAAACCAAUUUUAUACUGGACAAUUUCAAAAAGUUAAAGCUUAUGCUUUAGAUCAAUUUUCACAAGAACAUCAAUUAAAAGUACUUGAAUAUCAAAUUCGAUCUAUUAUUGCAUUAGGUGAAGAUGCUUCACAAUUAAUUGUAAAUGGGAAAUCUCAAUUUCCUGGUAAUGAACAAUUCUUUCAAUUAUUAGGAGCAUGGGAUGAUUUAAAAUCAUUUGGAGUUGAUGAUUCACCAUAUUUUGAAGGAAUUAAAAGUGCUGAAUUUGAACUUCAAGCUGUAUUAACUGCCGUUUAUUUAGUUAAAUUAAAAAAAGAUAUUGAUCAAGCUAUUAAAAUCUUAACUGAAUAUAUAGAUGAAGCUAAAGGAUUUAAUAAAUUUAAUGAAUUAGAACCAUUCUUAGUUUUAGUUCAAUUACAUUUAGUUAAGGGUAAUUUUAUUGCUGCUAAUAAAAUAUUCUUAAAUUUUAAAAAUUUCCCAGAUUCUUCAAGAGAUAAUAUAAUAUAUCAAGUAUUAGAAUCUUGGUUAUUAUCAAUUAAAGGUGAAUCAGAUAAUAUAAAUAAUGCAUUUUACUUUUAUGAUGAAUUAUUAUCUAGUGAUUUUGAUGAAGAUCCUCAAGGUAAAUUUAAAAUUUUAAAUGUAUUAUUUGCUUUAACAUUACAAUUAAAACAUAUUCCUGAAGCUAAAGAAAUAAUAGCUCAAAUUAAAGCAUUAAAUCCAAAGGGUAAUCCUGAUUUUUUAGCUAAUAGCAUUACUUUUGAAUAUUUAUCAAAUUCAGGUGAGAAAGUUGAUGAAUUAUUAAAAGAAUUAAAAUCUCAAGAUGCUGAACAUCCUUUAUUAACUGAUUUAGAGGAAAAGAAUAAAAUAUUUGAUGAAAUAGUUGUUAAGUAUAAAGUUUAAUAGUUCUUAUAUCUAUAUAAAAAAUAGCAAAACCAAAAAGCA
This is a messenger RNA of Scheffersomyces amazonensis, 1060 nucleotides long. Its product is annotated as coatomer subunit epsilon. Bases 80 to 1018 code for a protein of 312 amino acids. Gene Ontology annotation, cellular component: COPI vesicle coat. NCBI's taxonomy places the organism in Eukaryota, Fungi, Ascomycota, Pichiomycetes, Serinales, Debaryomycetaceae. The transcript has a single exon. Gene Ontology annotation, molecular function: protein binding; structural molecule activity. The record is from RefSeq and is a predicted model, not a curated record. Gene Ontology annotation, biological process: retrograde vesicle-mediated transport, Golgi to endoplasmic reticulum; intra-Golgi vesicle-mediated transport; endoplasmic reticulum to Golgi vesicle-mediated transport.